Messenger RNA from Debaryomyces fabryi, 567 nucleotides. It is a transcript of the gene TRS20, whose product is annotated as TRAPP subunit. The coding region runs from base 1 to 567 and encodes 188 amino acids. Gene Ontology annotation, biological process: endoplasmic reticulum to Golgi vesicle-mediated transport. The transcript has a single exon. Gene Ontology annotation, cellular component: TRAPP complex; cytoplasm; nucleus. The record is from RefSeq and is a predicted model, not a curated record. NCBI's taxonomy places the organism in Eukaryota, Fungi, Ascomycota, Pichiomycetes, Serinales, Debaryomycetaceae.
AUGAUUCCCGUUAAAGGCUAUUCUUGGGUUAAAGAAACAGAGAAUAAUACUUCAAAUAGAGCAUUGAUGUCGUCAUACUAUUUCACAAUAAUAGGAACCAGAGAUAAUCCAUUGUAUGAGUUAGAAUUUUCGUCUUUCAAAACUGCAGUGUCAAGUUCAACGUCUACAAGUAACAUACCCGGGAGAUCGAACUUUCCAACCAGUGUUAAAGAAAUCCUACCAUUCAUAUCAAAUUCGUCAUUAGAUUUAAUAGAGGACAUACAGUGGUCCACCAAUCAAUUUAGUCUUGGUAAGAUUGAUUCAUUCUACGGAUUAUUGAUUAAUGCAUUUAUAACACAAGGUAAUAUCAAGUUUCUCUUGUGCUAUGAUUUGAACGGUGGGAACACCAGUGGCGGAGGAUCUAAUCUCCAGAGCAAAAAUGAAGAUAAUUCAAUUAAACAGUUUUUCACCGAAGCCAAUGAACUAUACGUUAAAUGCUUGUUAAAUCCAUUUUACUCGGUUAAUGAUGCGAUUACCUCACCCGACUUUGAUAUGAGGUUGAAAAUGCUAGCUAGGAAGUAUUUAUAG